CCUGUGCCACUCUUCAGCACUUUGCAGUUCGGGAACAGGUUUGAUGCCGGUUGGGGAAAGCUGACGGGCCCGGGGAUGCAGCACUCUGCUCCGGCAGCCCACAUUUUAACUUUUUUAGAUAAUUACAAUCCAGAGAAGAGGAGGAGGGGGAGAAGAAAGAAGGAAAAAAAAAAAAAAAAAAAAAAAAAAAAAAAAAAAAAAAAAAAAAAAAAAGCCACACACCCUAAUAUCUUUAAAUAGCGAGUAGGGAGGGGAGAGGAGCGGCGGAUCCUCCCAGCCCGGCGCAGGGUAACAAUGGUGCUGGGUGCUGGCAGGGAGCAGCGGGCGCCCUGAUUGACAGCCCGAGCCUCCUAAAAAGGCCGCGGAGCGAUGGGAGAGAUGCUUAUCGGCGCCUUUAUAUAGCGGGGAGUCGGCGGCGCGGCGGGGACAGCGCGGACACCGCGGCCAGGCCCGGGAGCCGAUGCGAGCCGGGCGCGGCUCUGCCGCCCCGCAGGGCUCCCGCCAUGCACGGCCAGCCCCAGCCCCGGCCGCAGCCCCGGCCCGGCCCGCAGCCCCCGUCGCGCCUGCCCGCGCCCGCCCGGCCCAAGGCAGGCAGGAGGCGCUACAAGACCUUCAUGAUCGACGAGAUCCUCUCCAAGGAGACCUGCGACUACUUCGAGAAACUUUCGCUGUACUCGGUGUGCCCGUCGCUCCUGGUGCGCCCCAAGCCGCUGCACUCCUGCGCCGGCUCCCCUGCACUCCGGGCGUACCCUCUCAUCUCCGUCAUCACCCGGCAGCCGCCCGCGCUGCCCCCGCUGCUCCCGGCCGCCGGCAGCUCCCGGCCGCCGGCAGCCCAGCCCUGCCUGGGCGCCGUGGGCACGGACGCUUCCCCCGGCGAGGCCCAGGGCAGCAGCGAGUCCGAGGCAGAGCAGCCCCCGCCACGCUCCAAGAAGCCACGCCGGAGUAGGACCAUCUUCACCGAGAUCCAGCUCAUGGGCUUGGAGAAAAAGUUUCAGAAGCAGAAGUACCUCUCCACCCCUGACAGGCUUGACUUAGCCCAGUCCUUGGGGCUGACUCAGCUCCAGGUGAAGACGUGGUACCAGAACCGUAGGAUGAAGUGGAAGAAAAUGGUGUUGAAGGGUGGACAGGAAGCUCCAACAAAGCCCAAAGGCCGUCCAAAGAAAAACUCCAUUCCCACCUCAGAGGAGAUCGAAGCAGAGGAGAAAAUGAACAGCCAAGCCCAGAGUCAGGUGCAGGAGGGAUCUCAAGCCUCUGAGGAGCCAAAACUAACAGAGGAGAAUCCAGAAGUCCUACUGGAGGCAGAGAAGUCUCCACAACAUAUACCAGAGCCUUCCUCUGAGGAGACUACAUCAUUAAGUUAAAAGGGAGAGAAAGGAGGGGAAAAGAAGAGCAAAAAAAAAAAGAUAAAAAGAAAAAUCAACCCCAAAUAUAUAUAUAUGUAUAUAUAUAUUUAAAUAUGUAUGUAAUGGUCUGUGUAUACAUAUAUAUAUAUAUAUAUAUAAUAUAUAUAUAUAUGUAUGUAUGUCGACCUUGUGUAUAAGUCUGAACAUUGGUCACUUUGUGCCUUUGGGAAUCACGGGCCAGGUGGAACAAAGACUACUGGGGGUAGUGCCAGCCUGUUCCUCUGGCAGGAGCCUGAGCCUUGCUGCAGAGAGGGCCGGGAUGGGUGUCCAGGGAAAACCACUCCUCGAAGCCCAAGACAGCUCCAGGGCUCUCCAGGCAGUCAGAGGCAGGUGUGUGGCUGUGCUGCAGGGUCAGUGUGUUCCCUUGGCUUUAUCCUUGACUUGUGUGGUGCCAGUGGACAAAGAGUUUGGCCUGGGCUCAGAUCAGGGAUAGCUGAGAAAUGGGAGCUCUGACAGCACCAUUUCCUCGUGUAACCAGCACUUAAUUCUGUUGGGGACGGGCCCGACUUAAACAAUUUUAGGAAACAGUUCAGACCCCCAGGUUUGCUUUGACCCAGUUAAGAUUAAAGCUUCUGAAGGGAGAUCCAUACCUGGGUCAGCUCCAGUUGCCUCUCCUUGGGUGGUUUGUCUGUGAAUUUGCGGUGAUGUGGGAUAAAACUUGGAAUAAGAUGAGCAUUUGGAUAUGUCUGCUCCAAAAGCUUUUGGUUGCUUGGAUCUGGGACUUUUGCUUUGGGCCCACUUAGAAUUUUUGUAGGGA
Molecule: messenger RNA, 2160 nt
Organism: Prinia subflava (tawny-flanked prinia)
Lineage: Eukaryota; Metazoa; Chordata; Aves; Passeriformes; Cisticolidae
Gene: BARX2
Product: BARX homeobox 2
Exons: 4
Coding region: 504-1361 (285 amino acids)
Biological process (GO): regulation of DNA-templated transcription
Molecular function (GO): DNA binding; DNA-binding transcription factor activity, RNA polymerase II-specific
Source: RefSeq, a predicted model, not a curated record